Messenger RNA from Vicugna pacos (alpaca), 1163 nucleotides. NCBI's taxonomy places the organism in Eukaryota, Metazoa, Chordata, Mammalia, Artiodactyla, Camelidae. The record is from RefSeq and is a predicted model, not a curated record.
AAGCGGUCGUUCCUGCGCCGGUGCGCGGUGACGUCACCAGGCUGGGCCGCCGCCCGCGAAGUCAGGCUCCGGCCUGAGUCGGAGGGCGGGGGCGGCAGUCCUGUGCUGGCCCCAGUGACGAUGGCGGUGUUUCACGACGAGGUGGAGAUCGAGGACUUCCAAUAUGACGAGGACUCGGAGACGUACUUCUACCCCUGCCCAUGUGGCGAUAACUUCUGCAUCACCAAGGAGGAUUUGGAGAAUGGAGAAGACGUGGCAACGUGCCCUAGCUGCUCUCUCAUUAUAAAAGUGAUUUAUGACAAAGUAAGGGGCCACAUUUUAAAAGGAUCAGUUUACGUGUGGAGAAACAGUCCCAGCCCCUUCCACCAACAAAGAAUUAGUUAAAUGCUGAAGAGGACUUUAGGAAUCAAAAGCAUGAACUUUGGGAACUGAGCCAAGCUGGAAAAAUCAAAUGCAAAGUUACCGGCUUUUGUAGUUUGCUGCUCCAUUAGGGCAUGGACUCCUUCCAUCGGCCGCCAAGUUCAUCCUCAAAGAAGUGAGCCCACGUGGACAUGUUCUUAAUUUUCCAUCUGAAUUUAAAGGAAGAUAAUUUCAAAGCAGUGCUUUCUUCCCCUCCGUUGUGUUACGUUUUAUAUCUUACACACAAUUAUCUCAUUAUCUGCAAACAGCAUAUCUACCUCAAAGUCAUUCAGAUUCUUUAAUUUAAAAAAAUGGGGAUUUUAUUUUUUCAGUUUGUUAUUAAGAUGAUUAAAGUUAGCCCUUUGUCAUUUGACCUCAGCUUUGCGGUUCUAAACCAAAGAAAUUUUGUUGCCCCCUAGCUGGUCAGGACACACCAGUCCCUGAGGUCUGGCCCUCAGUCAAGUGCCUGUGUUCUGUUCAGUGUGCCAUUUCACUUAUGCCACAUACACUGAGUUCUGGUCAUGCUGUUAAAGAGGAGAUACACUGAGCUCAAUUUUUUUAGAGCUAAAAGUUAGUGAAGAGGAAAAGUCAAAAAGUGAAAUGGUCCGAGAAGGUGGAGUUUCGUUUCCAAGAUUCUGCAUGUUCCUUGAAAAUCAGGACAAGAGAAGCAGAAAAACAGACAAGGGAAGUGAAAUUGGUAACAGACUGAGAGAAGAAUAUGCCUGCUUCGCGAUUUAAAUGCUCGAGUGGGUUUGUGAAAUCAG